AGUUACAAACACAUCAUAUCCGUCGUCGACCGCCAAAACCCUAGAAUCCCAAAUGGAUCUCCUCAAGCAAGAGCUCCUCAAGAAGCGCCAAUCCCUCGCCGAGGUCACCGGCGGAAAGAGAGUCUUCAAGCGCUCCGAGAUCCAACAGAAGGAGAUCCAGAAGCUCCGCGAGCAAGAGAAGCGUGAGUUGGAAGCCAAAUCCAAUCGCCACGACAACGCCACCACCAAUAGCAACAACAACAAUGCGUCCUCCACCUCCGGCUCAGCCUCCGCUGCCGCCGCAUCGUCUUCCACCGGUGGUACAUCCAAGCUCCCCGGUUCUGCCUCUUCCUUAGCCGCGGGAACCUCCCUCACCGAGGAGCAGAACAUCGACAAGCUCGUCCUCUCAAAACAGGAGGUCAUCCGCCGCCUCCGGUUCCUCAAGCAGCCGGUGACGCUGUUCGGCGAAGACGACGAUGCCAGGCUGGAUCGCCUGAAGUACGUGCUGAAAGCUGGUUUGUUUGAAGUCGAUAGCGACAUGACGGAAGGGCAGACCAAUGAUUUCCUGCGCGAUAUUGCAGAGCUGAGAAAGCGUCAGAAGACGGGGAUGCUGGGCGAGAGGAAGAGGCAGAAGGCGGAGGACGGCGCUUCCGAGGACAGGGAAGGUGGUGCUGGAGAUGACGAUUUGAGUGAAGGGUCCAGUGGCAUGGAAGGCGACAAGGACUCCGAUUCGAAGCGGAUGAAAGCGAAUUUUGAGGAGCUGUGCGAGGAGGAUAAGAUUUUGGUUUUCUUCAAGAAGCUGCUGAACGAGUGGAAGCAAGAGCUGCAGGAGAUGCCGGAGGCCGAGAGGCGAACGGCGAAAGGGAAGUCCAUGGUCGCCACGUUCAAGCAGUGCGCGCGGUACCUCAACCCGCUGUUCAAGUUCUGCAGGAAGAAGGUUCUUCCUGAUGACAUCCGACAGGCAUUAAUGAUUGUGGUUGAUUGCUGCAUGAAGCGAGAUUAUCUGGCUGCAAUGGACCAUUACAUCAAGCUGGCCAUCGGGAAUGCACCUUGGCCUAUUGGUGUUACUAUGGUUGGUAUCCACGAAAGGUCUGCUCGUGAAAAGAUCUACACCAACAGUGUUGCUCACAUUAUGAAUGAUGAGACUACUCGCAAGUACUUGCAAUCAAUUAAGAGGCUAAUGACAUUUUGCCAACGUCGAUACCCAACAAUGCCAUCUAAAGCUGUUGAGUUUAACAGCUUGGCAAAUGGUAGUGAUUUGCAGUCACUACUAGCAGAGGAGAGAUUUAGUGGGGGAACCAAUCAAGCAUCUGAGGAGAGACUUAGGAUAAUGCCUGCUCCAAGAGAUAGCUAGUUAAUUUUUUUACCCUUAAAUGACAUCAUAUUUUCAAGUUAUGCAGGCAAUAUGAUGUAUUAUCUGUUUCUGAUUCUAAAUCUGAGAUUGUAUAAACUAUAAAGGGUUGCAUCUGUGAAAAUGGCAACAGAAAACAUGUAAAAUGUUGAUCUUGUAAAUUUACACUAGUUUUUCCUACUGUUGUCUCGGCGGCAACGUUAUGGUUGAC
Molecule: messenger RNA, 1541 nt
Organism: Arachis ipaensis
Lineage: Eukaryota; Viridiplantae; Streptophyta; Magnoliopsida; Fabales; Fabaceae
Biological process (GO): generation of catalytic spliceosome for second transesterification step; RNA splicing
Cellular component (GO): U4/U6 x U5 tri-snRNP complex; U2-type post-spliceosomal complex; U5 snRNP
Source: RefSeq, a predicted model, not a curated record